Molecule: messenger RNA, 1936 nt
Organism: Perca fluviatilis (European perch)
Lineage: Eukaryota; Metazoa; Chordata; Actinopteri; Perciformes; Percidae
Exons: 9
Coding region: 971-1936 (321 amino acids)
Source: RefSeq, a predicted model, not a curated record
GGAACCACUGUUUUCUGAAAUCCAAAUAUGCUGCAAAGCAACUUUGGGAGACGCUGGUGAAAGAAAUUGGGUUGGAGGGGAAACUGACCGCAAAGGCAGCAAAGAAGUGGGAGAAUCUUAAACAGAAAUACAAGGAACUAAGAACUCCAAGAACAGGGUCAGGUACAGACAGGGGGGAAGUGACCGCUGCAACCUGGCAAUUCUACGAGGACAUGCACGAGGUGUUGGGUGCCAGGCCCUCAGUCGACCCUCCUGUGUUAGUGGCAUCCUGUUCUGUGGAUGUAGAUCCCGCGCCAAUCCUCAUGCAAAUUGCACCAGUGGCCCAAAGGUCGAAAGAAGAACAAUGAAAAUUGUCAGGAGGAAAAUGUCAGUCGCCAGCCCGGCUAAGAAACGGAAUCGAAACAACCAUUGGGUACAAAAGCAAAAUAGCUCGGGGCAUUCAGCUGCAAGCCCUCAGCCACAGAGACCCACAGUCCAGUACCACACUGCUGAAGGCCUGGACACACCAGCGCAGCAUAUUCCCAGGGUGAGUGAACAAGACAUCAGCAGCUGCCAGUGGCUCCAAAACGGAGCUUACAUUGGCAAUGAGACACGCAGCAUUGAGUUCAAACUAGGUAAAGGAAUUAUAUGCAGAAUAAUUUCAGCAAGGAUGUUUUGAGGUACGGCUGUGCCUUCCUGAACAGCGGGGGAGGGAGUCUGCUGGUCGGGGUGUGGGACAACGGAGUGGUCUGCAGUGUGUUGUUCGACCAUAAGAAGGAGGACCAGUCCUGCCUGCAGGUGGACGACGCGGUCAAGCAAUUCAACCCUCCGCUCUUUCCCCACAGCUACAGCCUGCGCUUCCUACCUGUGAUAACAUCUGGCAGGCGAGAACAUUACAUCAAGGUGCUGUGCCUCACCUUCCGAGCGCCUCCAGCCUUCGCAGAGCCAACCCUCUAUCGGGUUGGCGAGGGCAAGGCGUACAUGAGGCGGGAUGGGAGUGUGCAGGGGCCCUUGGGUGUCUCCGUCAUCCUGGAGUGGUCCAGACAGGCUGUCCUGCGACCGAGCGGUGAUAGGGCUCAUGAAGGAGCGCACUUUGGGCAACAGUGCAUCUCGCCUCCGUGCCUCUCUCGUGGAGCAGCAAACCAACGGGUGGAUGGCACGGUCGAUGCUCUACCUUUCUGUGCUCCGCAAGCUUCUGGCACCGGGCGCGACGCUGCUGCCGCUGGCGGGGGUGUCGCUUCCACUCAUGCACCCAGUGCCCACUGCACUCUGGCUCAUAAAUGUCUACGUGAGGGAAGCCUUGUCGAGGCUGGACGAGACACGAGCCAGAGUGACUUCCAUCUUUGGUGAUCUUUUAAAGAUGGACUCCACCAAGAAGAUCACCAAAAAGCUUGCGGGCGGUGCUGCUGGAACGGCUGCCUGGGUCACCAAUGUCGGCAACGAGUACGGGCAGGUACUCAUGUCUGUCCUCACCGCAGCAGAGGGGGACGGACUUGUCGACAUGGCAGCCGGACUGAUGAGGCGGUACCGCUUAGCCAGGAAGGCCCCUCCAAAGGUCCUGUACGUGGACCGAGACUGCUGUGUCGCCGCGGGAACGUCUGCAGUCCAUCAGAUGUUCCACGAGUGGCACGAGCUGGUCGUCAGGCUGGACGUGUGGCACCUCAUGCGGCGCUUCGCCAGGGGGGUGACCACCGACAGCCACCAGCUCUACAGCCUCUUCAUGGCGAGGCUUUCCUUCGCCAUGUUCGAGUGGGAUGCCGGAGAUGUGUCCCGCCUGAAAGAGGCCAAGCAGUCAGAGGAGGGGGGGGGACGUCCAGGAGGUGAAGCUUUCGGCCAAGGAGCUCGCCCGUCACUGCCGGCGCCGCACCAGGGGGGCAGCGGAGACAGAGCGGCUCCUCCAGGAGGUGCUGGACGCCUUCUGGGACAUGACGGACAGCAUGGGCGUCCCCUUGAUUGA